AGCGUAAAACGUGAUUUCCCCAGAUAGGAACUAUUGCUCUUAAUGUUUUUGCAGUAAGGGGACAUAUUUGAAUGAUGCACAGAACGGACCAAUGGUGAGUUGUAUUCCCACCCGCGCUCUGUUCGGCUUAGCAAAGUAAGCACAGCGAUGUGGUGCGCCUCCCUCCCGAGGAGACUCCUCCACUGCUCCCCGAGCUUAAUGAAGAAGCAGAAAGGGAAAACUGCCGCCGAGCAGCGCUGGCUGCAGCGGCAGCGCAAGGACCCGUAUGUCAAAGCGUCCCACGCGCAGCACUUCCGCUGCAGAAGCGCCUUCAAGUUGCUGGAGAUAGACGACAAGUUCCGGCUCCUGCAGCCGGGGCGCAGCGUGGUGGACUGCGGAGCCGCACCCGGAGCCUGGAGCCAGGUGGCCGUCCAGAGGGUCAACUCAGCCGGGACAGAUCCAGCGCUGCCACGCGGUUCGGUCGUCGGCGUCGACCUGCUCAACAUACCGCCUCUAGACGGCGCCCGCUUCCUGUCCAGCCACGACGUCACCGACCCCGCCACGCAGGCCAAGCUGCUGGAGCUGCUCCCCGGCGGCCGCGCUCACGUCAUCCUGAGCGACAUGGCGCCCAACGCCAGCGGUUUCCGGGAGAUGGACCACGAGAGACUCGUCGCAAUGUGCUUGUCUCUGACGGACUUGGCCGAGGGGAUUUUACUGCCGGGCGGCUCCCUGGUUUGUAAAUACUGGGACGGGAUCCUCGCUCGCAGGCUCCAGGAGGAGCUCUCCGGUGUGUUCGGCAGCGUUCUGACUUUAAAGCCAAACGCCAGCCGGAGGGAAUCAGCUGAGCGGUAUCUCCUCGCACGGAUGUACAGGACGACGUCACCGUGAUCCCCAGGAUUCUUCCAGGUGAACACGAGGUUCCUGGCGACUCGGAAGCCGAGCUUUUGAUGUGGCAACGUGGAGAAGAGGCUUGCUUCAUCACGUUGAUCAAAAGGGGGCACUGUUGAGGCACCGCUGAGGCUCACAGCCGCCCAGAAGCUGAUCCCCGUCCCUGCGAACGCAUCACAGCGAAUCCGUCAUAUCUAAAACUCAUGCGAGCGUCUUCAGUCUGAUGCUCCACGAGAGCCCCGUUUUCUCUGAAGUUGGUCUGUUCUGCACAGUCAGUUUGGUAUUUGCCUUUUGCUGCAGAAAGUGAUUCAGCAGUCCUGCUUGUGCUGGAAAAUCUGCACUGGCCGCCGUGUAGAAACAUGCAGUGAUCGUCUCGUUGAGAGCUGAUGGAGGGCCGAGUUAAUGCCGAGGCACGUACGGUGUGACCGACGGGAGGCGUGCGAAUAUCUUCAGCCCAGUGGGUCGAGGGUCUCCUCCAAGUCACUGUGUCGCGCGUCUAUUCGCGCUGUUUUCCCGGUCUGUUGUCAGUGAUUUGAUUCCGGUGAUGCCGCCACGCAGAACCACUGGCGAUGGCAUGAAAGGACGUUUCCUAUCAAAGCUGCGUUGAGGAAGACACUCCUCAUGGAUGUGAUGCGUCACCCGGGUCUGUGGAGGGAUUCACAGCGUGGGAUAAUAUGACAUCGUCCAUUAUGUGUGCUGUUCCUUUUUUAUUAGCGACGUCAUAUUUUAGCCCCUUGCUUUCUCUUCUUCAUUCAACCUUUUCAUAGCAUUUUUUUUUGGGCAAUUCAUGCCUCUAUUGUUGCCAAAGUGAAUAACAGCCUGUCCUAAAAACAUCAUUUUGCUUACUAGAUUAAUUCUCUGACAAGUAGAAAAAAAAAUACCUUUUUAUGGUCAACACUGUAUUUCAAAAUAGAAGACAAGUAGACGCUUUACAGGGGUCCUUUUUUUACAGCGUUCACUUUUGAUGUUUGAUUCACACUUAUAUUCAGCCAAUGGCUUCUUGAUGACUCUUUAGGAGCAACUUUAUGAGUCCGUCUUAAAUCACACAGUCAGGCGUUGGGAGGGAACGAAAACGCUGCUUUUAUUUCAUCAGUCAAGCUAUGACUGAUGAAAUACUUUUCACCAUUAAUAGUUUACACGCAUUGUUGUGUGGUGGACUGGGACCCAAAUUGCACAAGAUGUGUCGCUAUGAUGUUGGAGGUUGAAGCCUGUCAGUGGAUGCAGAUCUCACCGUACUGAAUAGAUAAAACUCUUUAUGAACCCUGAGUACAUGAAUAUGUCAGUAUGUUUCUUAUACUAUGACAGUUUUCCUCAAAUUGAAGAAAUACUAAUACGUCUCUUGCAUUAUGAUAAUAUAUUGAAAUGUCUGUCAUGUCUCCAGCCACACGGCAGAAUUGGACUCUAAAGCUGACGAGUUUAUUCACUCGUGUGUCUUUUGAAAGGAUUUUCUUCACAGCGGUUGUCCCUCAACUUGUUAUUAUGAUUGUCUUGGUUUUCUCUUUAGACAUAAUUACCUGAGCGUCUUUGGAUCCCUGGUAAAAGCAUCCAAUUACUGUGUUUUAACCUUGUUUGAUGGUGGAUUAAACCAUGUGCUGCUCUUAGAGGGGGGGGGGGAGCCCACAGGGCAGCAACGUUUCUUUUAUAUGCAAAGAAUAAUCCAUAAAAAGAGUUCAUUCAUACAGCGAUAUAUUUAAUAAAAGUGUCUCACAUUGUGAAAUAAGAAGCAGAUAUAAAGCAAUGUUUUUGACGUCUCUCCCAGUUUGGGCCCUUUUGGUUCGUCCCACCUUUCCCAUCACUGAGGCCCCUGUUCAUUCACAGAUUAAUGACCCACCGGGGGAUGUUAAGAGUCGUGGAUGCUGCAUAAUGCUGGAGAUAACCUUUGCAGAAGAGGUCGUUAUGCAUCUGUGUCGUACUUGUUUUUAAGAUUUAAGUGAAUUUAAAUAAUACGAAUGAAACAUUGCACUUUCUGUAAUUCAAUUGCCCUUUCAGUCUGAAUUCACGUGUCUAUUAACGUAACCGUAAAUUACACUUAAACAAACUCCUUCAAAUUAC
Molecule: messenger RNA, 2919 nt
Organism: Gasterosteus aculeatus aculeatus (three-spined stickleback)
Lineage: Eukaryota; Metazoa; Chordata; Actinopteri; Perciformes; Gasterosteidae
Gene: mrm2
Product: mitochondrial rRNA methyltransferase 2
Biological process (GO): RNA methylation
Cellular component (GO): mitochondrion
Molecular function (GO): rRNA (uridine-2'-O-ribose)-methyltransferase activity
Source: RefSeq, a predicted model, not a curated record